This is a messenger RNA of Blastomyces dermatitidis ER-3, 2637 nucleotides long. Its product is annotated as dynamin GTPase. Gene Ontology annotation, cellular component: cytoplasm; membrane; microtubule. The record is from RefSeq and is a predicted model, not a curated record. The transcript is spliced from 3 exons. Gene Ontology annotation, molecular function: GTP binding; GTPase activity; microtubule binding. NCBI's taxonomy places the organism in Eukaryota, Fungi, Ascomycota, Eurotiomycetes, Onygenales, Ajellomycetaceae. Bases 1 to 2637 code for a protein of 878 amino acids.
AUGCUAAGACACUUUACCACCGAUGCCCUGGAAGGGUUGUGCACUGAAGACCAACUUGAUCUGUUGAAUUCUGUGGAUACUCUCCGUUCACAGGGCAUCAGUCAUUAUAUCUCGCUGCCACAGAUUAUUGUGUGUGGCGAUCAAUCCUCAGGAAAGAGUUCGGCGUUGGAAGCCAUCUCUGGCGUUUCCUUUCCCGUUAAGAGCAACCUGUGUACUCGAUUUCCAACCGAGUUAGUGCUCCGCAAGUGUCCGCAGAUAGGAGUGAGCGUAUCAAUCGUCCCCCAUGGCUCCCGAAGUGAGUCCGAACAGCGUUCGCUUGAAACCUUUCGUGAAACGCUCGAUAGCUUCGAAGGCUUUCCGGCACUGGUCGAGAAAGCUAAGGCGGCCAUGGGGAUCUCGACACAUGGGAAAGCCUUCUCUAAAGAUCUCCUUCGCGUCGAAGUUUCGGGGCCCGAUCGUCCGCACCUUACAAUCGUGGAUCUCCCCGGUCUCAUACAUUCCGAGACCAAAAAGCAGUCUGCAUCGGAUGUUGAACUGGUACAGGAUGUCGUCCGCGCCUACAUGAAAGAACCACGAAGCAUUAUCCUCGCUGUGGUAUCCGCCAAAAAUGAUAUUGCCAACCAGAUUGUACUGAAACUCGCGCGUGAAGUCGAUGUAUCAGGCCAUCGGACGCUAAGGGUCAUUACAAAACCUGAUACGCUGGCUGUCGGGUCGGAUAGCGAAUCAACCUUUGUCGCUCUCGCAAAAAACCAAGAAGUUGAGUUUCGUCUUGGAUGGCAUGCCUUGAAAAACAUGGACUCUGAUAAGGGGUCACCAUCCUUGGCCGAACGGGAUUCCGAGGAAAGGCUAUUUUUCUCUCAGGGCAUUUGGGAAGACAUGCCCCGGUCGAGUUUAGGCAUCGAUAAAUUACGGGGAAGACUGAGCAAAGUUCUUCUAGGUCAGAUUGCAGCGGAGUUGCCCAGCCUGAUCGAAGAAAUCAAUGCUCAGAUUGACACUGCACACCGCGAGUUAGAGAAACUUGGAGAGCCUCGGGCAUCAUUGCAGGAGCAAAAAUCUUAUCUCCUCCAGAUUAGCCAAUCCUAUCAGUCUUUAGUUAAAGCAGCCGUCGAUGGUACUUACAACGAGCCCUUUUUCGAAGAAACCACCGCGAACAUUGGCUAUCAGAAACGUAUACGUGCGGUGAUACAGAAUCUCAAUCAAGAUUUUUCAGAUAAAAUUAGCCAAUACGGCAACUAUCGCCAAAUUGUGAAGAACGAGAGUACUGAAUGCCUGAACGAGCACCAAGUUUAUAUCACUCAUGGAGGAUUCGUUCGUCACAUAGAAGCACUUUUGAAAACGUCGAAGGGCAGGGAGCUACCUGGAACUUUCAAUCCUAUGAUUGUGAAAGAUCUGUUUUUUGAACAAUCAGCUCCGUGGGAGAAACUUUGUCGCGAGCAUAUCACGAUGGUCUGGGAGGCUGCGAAAGACUUUCUCCACCUGGCCAUUACCCAUACUGCUGAUGCUACUACCACAAAAAAGGUUUUGCAAGACGUGGUAGAGCCUUCUUUAAACGAGUUGCUGAAAAUGCUGAACAGCAAGACUAGUGAGCUGCUUGCACCACACAGAAGAGGCCACCCAAUUACUUACAAUCACUAUUUCACGGAAACAUACCAGAAGACACGGAACGAACGGCAGAAAGCCGAGUACGCCACAAUCUUAAAGGACUUCUUUAGCAUAUCUUCUCUCGACACUGAAUACAAGGAACUACGCUCCGACGAUAGCUUACACCAGCUUCUUGAUUCCCUUGUCGAACGCACGGAGCCGGACAUGAGAUUUUUCGCCGCUAGUGAGGCCUUGGAUUACAUGAUGGCUUAUUACAAGGUUGCUUUAAAACGGUUCAUUGACGAUGUUGCGAUCGAAAUUAUUGAAAUGAAGCUCGUUUCGGCACUGGGUGCCAUACUCUCUCCCAUUACUGUGUUCAAUAUGCCAGACGAUAUCGUAACGCGGAUCGCAGGCGAGUCAGAAGAACACCGUGCUGAACGAGAGGAAUUGAACAAACAGCUUGACAUCCUCGCAAAAGGAGCUUUUACGUGCAAACAAUUCAUUGGCAACCGUGGUCUUUUUAAAGAUCUGGAGGGAAUUUUACAGCAACUGCACAGUAUACAGGCACCAACAACGGCUUUGAUUGGUGCUGUUGAUGGUGGGCCCGCAGUCGAUGUUCGCGCCCGCCACGCUGAAUUCGGUGGACCAUUUAGGACCGAGUCUGAGUUCAAUAAUUGGCUUGUCUCUCUAAUCCACCCGGAAUCGAAGCAGUAUCGCGGUCUAUUCUACAUCGAUACAAUCCAAAAUUGCCUGAGAAAAUAUAACCACCAACUAAGAUUUGCACAUGGUGACCUUGGGCUCCACAACAUCCUCGUCAGUGAAGACGGCAUGGUUACAGCAAUUAUCGACUGGGAGUUCGCGGGCUGGUAUCCAGAAUACUGGGAGUAUAUCAAAAUGAUCCAGUUUUCACGCGAUCCUGCCUUCAGGUAUUUUGCGAGGGGCUGUUGGAAAGAUGAAACAGGGGACCAGGUGUUUUUUGAUGAGGAAUAUGUUCUUGAUCAGAUGCUGGACAGCCAGAUCAGGCAUGGGGAACGGGUUCUCAAACGGCCUCGUUAG